Setaria italica (foxtail millet) is the source of this 1829-nucleotide messenger RNA. RefSeq names its product APO protein 3, mitochondrial. Gene Ontology annotation, molecular function: RNA binding. The transcript has 3 exons. The coding region runs from base 370 to 1671 and encodes 433 amino acids. NCBI's taxonomy places the organism in Eukaryota, Viridiplantae, Streptophyta, Magnoliopsida, Poales, Poaceae. The record is from RefSeq and is a predicted model, not a curated record.
CGCAGGUUCGAAUCCUGCCGACCACGCCUUUUUUUUUUGUUUUGCUAUUUUUCUUCAGAAUUUUGAAUACUAUCCCAAUUCCCAAGUGUUCAGAAUUUCAUAUUCUUCCGCUGAAGUUGAACUCGUCACAGAGGCUCGUGGGCGCAGCUCCUCGCCGGCGGCGAAACCCCGGCACUCCCGCUGGCUGCUUUCUAGACUGCGAUCGGUCGUACGUCUACCGUGCGCGCCUGCGUGCGCCUAGGCGCCACUGAUCAAAGUUGCAAGCCCUCGCGAGCCCCUUCUUCUAUCACCACCGGUGUCGCGCCCGAAAGAUGCUCGACGGAAUGCUGCUGCGGUUCUAGCGCCGCCGUGCACGUCUUCCAGUUCCAGAUGCAGGGGAUCUUCGGCGUCCGCUCAAGAGCGUCACUCGCGCCGCUGCGUGCGAUCUUCGCGCGCCAACGCGUCGUAUGGGCCGAGCCGCUGCCCCCUCCGGUCAGUGCGGGGUUGAGAUGUCUCCAUGUCGGCCGUGGCGGCGGGGAGCCGGAGGAGGACGAGGCGGUCCCGUACGCCGACGUGCCUCGCCCCGGGAGGAGGUGGGAGCGGAAGCCGUACGUGACGCCGAUGAAGGUGCUCAUCCGGCGGGCCAAGGAGGAGAGGCAGGCCCGGCGGGAGAACCCGUGCCGCGUGCUGGAGCACCCGCCCGACAACGGCCUCCUCGUGCCGCACCUCGUCGACGUCGCCCACCGCGUGCACGCCGCCAGGGAGAGGGUCCUCCAUGGCCUGACCAGGCUCGUCGAGGGGGAGAACGCCAUACCAGUGAAGCGAUGCAGGUUUUGUCCCGAGGUGCACGUCGGCCGCGUGGGGCACGAGAUCAGGACGUGCGAGGGCCGUGACAGCGGCGCGAGGAACUCCCUGCACGUGUGGCGACCGGGGACCGUGCGCGACGUCGUCGGCUUCCCCUACUGCUACCACCUGUUCGACCGCGUCGGCAAGCCCAGGGUGGUGCACAAGGAGAAGUACGACGUGCCGAGGCUCCCCGCUAUCCUGGAGCUCUGCAUCCAGGCGGGUGUCGACGUUGAGCGCUACCCGACCAAGCGGCGGGCCAGGCCGGUCUACUCCAUCGAAGGCAGGAUCGCAGACUUCGAGCCAGACGAAUCAGGCAGCUCGGAAGCAACAGCUUGCCCACCAUUGCCGUCUCCAGCUGCGCCAGCCGCGAUCUGUUCUGCUUCUACCAGCGCCAGUACUGAACAAGAGGAGGAGGAGGAGGAGAUCGCGGUGCCCGAGCUGGCCUCCAGGACGCUGCAGUCCUGGCUCGACAUGCGGUUGGGCGCGGCGAGGCUGAUGAAGAAGUACAGCGUGCACACGUGCGGGUACUGCCCGGAGGUGCAGGUCGGCCCCAAGGGGCACAAGGUGCGGAUGUGCAAGGCCACCAAGCACCAGCAGCGGGACGGGCAGCACGCGUGGCAGGAGGCCACGGUGGACGACCUGGUCCGGCCCAGCUACGUGUGGCAUGUCGCCGAUCCCGGAGACGGGUCGCCGCUGGCGAACGAGCUGAAACGGUACUACGGCAAGGCGCCCGCGGUGGUGGAGCUGUGCGUGCAGGCCGGCGCGCCCGUGCCACCGGCUUACCGGAGCAUGAUGCGGCUCGACGUCGUGCCACCUGCACGGGACGAGCACGAUCUCGUCGCCUGAUCGAGGUUGUGGGUCUGGUGGGUGGUGGCACGCGCCUAGAUGGAUGGACAUUAUCAUCGGCAGCAAUAUCCAUGGAUGUACUUGUGGUGAAGAUGUUAGAUGUCACUUGCUGUUGACGAGGCUGUUUAACCUUCCUGCUGACCAAGGUUUAAUUCGGA